UGCUCUUAUAUGCAUAGGAGAGAAAUUGUUAUCCUGUGCAAUAUUAAACAAAUGCACAGAGUAGUGAAAUGACUGUGCGUGAAUUCAUGUAUCAUGUUCCUCUCUUCCUGUGGAUUAUUUACACCAAAGGAAUAUUAGGUAGAUGCCUCGGUGAUGACAUUGGUGAUGCUUUACAAGUGAACGAUCGUUGUUAUUGGAUGAUAAAGGAGCACCUGGUAUUCACUGAUGCUCACAAACGCUGCCAGGAGGACGGAGGGAUACUAGCCGAGAUCCCCGACACAGAGACACAAAACGCCGUAGAAGGAUUCUUUUUAAGCUUAUCCACGAAUUACUGGAUUGGGGUGCAUGACAUCUACCAAGAAAACUAUUUUGUGAAUAUGUUAAAUGAAACUGUUCUCUAUACAAAAUGGGCAGCAAGUCAACCUAACAACGUACAUUACAAAUAUAAAAACGCUGAUUGUGUAGAAAUUGCGUCAAAUGGAUGGGUUGACGUGCCAUGUACAUUAUCGAUGUCUGCAAUUUGCUCAAAAAGAAAUAAUGUAAUUGUAACGUCAUCUCAACUUUCGACAAGACCAGAAACAACAACAACGCCAACAUCAACAACACCAGCAAUCGUAACAACGUCGCCUCAGCCUAUAACAACAACACCGAUGACAACACCAACAACUAAAAUACAAUCUCAGAUAACAACAUUUACGUCCAAAUCAUAUACUCGUGCAGUAUUUACCGAUCCUUCUACAACGACCCAAAUAUCGGAAUCCCAGACAACUACGCCAGCUUGGAAUGUUGACGAAAUGACUACUUCUAAAGAACAGAGUUGUCUGUGCCCAUGUUCAAGAACCAAGAACCAAGUCUUCAUCGAAAACGAGGUCGAGCUACGAAUCAAAGUGGACAAGUUGAAAAAGGAACUGUACGUUAAUAAAUCCUUGUUGUCUAGCUCCAUUCGGAAGAGGACUUCCGCCGUAGAUCCGCGACCGUCCGCAUCGAUCGUCGGCGGUACGUUGAGCAUCGUCAUCAUUGCUAUAGUCGUCGGUCUCAUCACUUUAGGCGAUGUUAGCCAGUUGUUACAGUUUUUCUGGAAAAUGAUCUGCGGCUAUAGUCACAGAUAGCGAGGGACGCAAGCACAAUGGAAAGCCAUGUUUGAUUUAAAAAUAUCGCACUCUAUUGAAUUGUGCAGCUGAGACGUUAAAUUAAAUGCAUAUAUUCUUUUGAUUUUAAACAACAAAAAAAUCUUAUUUUUCUUAAUGUCUUAUCUAGAAAUUAAAGUAUUUUAUUUACAUCUUUGCAGUACAAUACCAUGUUGGAGAUUAUCGACAUAAAUAUUUUCUGUACGUUUCCACUUAGAUUCUAUAUACUUUGUGUUUAGUGAUGCAUAUUGUGGGUUAUUGACUUUCAAAUAGUCAAGAACAUGAACUUAAUUUGUG
Magallana angulata is the source of this 1424-nucleotide messenger RNA. Its product is annotated as C-type mannose receptor 2-like. The transcript has 6 exons. The coding region runs from base 69 to 1109 and encodes 346 amino acids. Lineage: Eukaryota; Metazoa; Mollusca; Bivalvia; Ostreida; Ostreidae. The record is from RefSeq and is a predicted model, not a curated record.